AAAACGCGCAUUAGCUUUGGUUUCGUUGGCGGGAAAAAAUGUCGUUGAAGAUUCUAACGGCUUUCGUUAUGAAGCUUUUCUUCUUGGCGUUUGUCGUCGGGGGGGCUUCUGCCUUCUUGGCCACGCCCCUCAACACGAGUGAUCCUGACGUCAUCAAUAUUUUGUGCCCAGAUCAGAUGGACGGGGCGACCCCGACCACGAGUGGAUCACCCGCGAGGCCAUCCGGCGAAACAUCCGCCGCUUCUUCACGGCCCACCCGCCCCGCCCGGACUUCUUCGUGCCCUCCGAAGCCACGCUGACGGAGCUCUACCACGCCUACUACGGGAGCACGUCGUCGCCCACGAGGUUCAUCAAGGCCGUGAACUCCAUCGCCGCCUCGAACGUCAAGGCGGAUUCGUCUGCGCAGCUCAGGUACGACCCCGCCAUCCAGGCCGACGGAGAGAGCCUCGAGGAACUGCAGGCGACGCUCAUUGCCAGAUACCCCCAGAUCCUCACUUCCAUCCUUCACGACGAGUCCUACUCCGCGGCCAGGGCACUCCUCGGCACGUCCUACCACUCCAUCCAGAAGUUCUACUCCCACUCCACCUGGGUUGAGCAAGGGAACGUGGGGAUUCUCGAAGGACUGGGUAUUCCAGGCUCAGAUUUGGGUAAUCUGGCGGGCGAGAGUGACAACGUGUGUACAUCUUGCGCGAAUCCUCAGGGCGAGUGUUCGGCCAACGUCAUCCUGGGCUCCGGCCUCAGCACGGGCUAUUACGAAUACGAAGACGAAGUCGGUGCCAGUUUCUUGAUUCCGAAGCCGCCCACGGGCGGGAAGUGCAGCCACGGCGGGGCGUUGGACGCGAGCGCCUCCCAACCUGCCGAAGGAGGGAUCAACAAGGACACGACCUCGCCCUGCUUCUCGCCCCACUUCUACCUGCACUCCUACGCCGCGGAAAUGGCUGUGGAGGCCACGGACCACUAUCUCAACGUCAUCCUGGAUGCUGUAGGAGAAGAGAAAUACAGGCGCCUUUUCGACCUGUACUUCGGCUCCGCUCUGUCCAUCUGCAUUGACACUACGGGCUCGAUGGGAGACGAUAUAGACGCCGUGGUCGACCAGGUGGAGCAGAUAGUCGCCCAUUCGACGGUCGAGCUCUACAUUCUCGUCCCGUUUAACGACCCAGAGGUUGGACCCCUCAUUUCAACCAGCGACGCCCAGGUGUUCUUGGAUGCCGUGAGGUCCCUGUACGCCCACGGGGGCGGCGACGGCCCUGAGAUGUUCUGGGGGGGGCUUCAGAUGGCUUUAAAAGCGACUCCAGACUACGGCAGCCUCUUCUGCUUCACCGACGCCGACGGGAAAGACGGAGAGCUGAUGGAAGGUCUGAUCAGCUUGGCGCAACAAAAACAUGUUAAGGUAACCGUGAUUCUCAGCGACAUCUACAAGAAGAGCGAACAAACGGACGAGGGCGGGGAUACCAAGCUCGUUACCAGCGUCGAGGAGUACCAACGCCUGGCUGAUUCCACGGGCGGCCUCCUCAUUUCCACGGACAAGUUUGACGUUAGUGAUAUCGUGGCCAUCAUCGGGGAAGGCGUUGAGACGUCCACGGUGACCCUCGAGAGCUUGGCCGAAAUGACGGGUAGCCUCUCAGUUUCCUUGCCCAUCGAUGACUCCAUUUUGGACUUCGAGGUUCGCAUCACGGGAGUCCUCAGCCAGGCUAUGCUCUUUGACAUCACGGGCACAGCCUACGACCUGACGGACAAGGCCGCCCUGGAAGCGACUGCGGGCGUGGAGGUGAUCUCUCACACCGGGACCUUCCUGGCCGUUCGCUUCCUCUCCCCUCGCCACGGCGUGUGGUCCCUCUCCGUCAGCGCCUCCGUCGACUACGCCCUCGCCGUCUCCGCCACGUCCUCCCUGGAUUUCCUCGGGGAAUUCGCCCUCCUGGACCCGUCGCCGCCGCACCCUCACUACCGGAAGACCGAAGGGCGUCCGCUGACCAACACUGUCUAUUACCUGGAGGUCACACUUGUGGGUCAUCUGGAGAGCGAGGUCACCAGAGUCAGUAAGGUCGAAUUUGUGGACAAGUCAGGAACGGUUCUGCGUGAGAUCGCGUACGCAGGAGACGUGGCUGACCAGAUGUACAUCCGCACCGACCCGCUGCCCGACCACUCCUUCUACAUCAAGCUCUUCGGUCAUGUUAGUUCAGGCAACAUGUUCACCCGGAUGAUGCCCGUGCUGAUAACCCCAGUGGAGACGAGCGUGGAGGUGUGGGCUUCCCUGCAGGAUCUCUCGGCCAAACCGGGUGACUCGGCUUCGGCGAAAUUCAUUGUCACGAACUACGGUCUCGAGUCCUUUUUCAACAUCUAUGGCACGGAUGACAUGGGUUUCCUCGUGAAUGUUGAGCCUACGAGGAUAUAUCUCAAGAACAACCAGUCGCUGCCAGUCAUAGCUACCUUCCAAGUGCCACUCGAUGCCACCCAUGGCACUGUGAGCACCGUGAUUGUCACAGCCCAGAGCGAGAAGCAAACCCAGUCCGUGAACAGUGCCAUUGCGCAUUUCGUCGUUCUUCCGCAGGAAUCCGACUUCGAGCCUCCGACGUGCAGUUUGGUCAACGAUCCGAUCUGCACUGGCUUCAACUUCAACGGGAUUUGCGACACCUUGCAAUGGAGUGUUCGUGCCACGCUCAGAGACACAGGAUCAGGGUUGUACCGCGUGGACGCCGUCCCUGAGGGCACCACCUUCGGCGUGUCUGACUUCCUUCCGGGGACAACAGCUGACGUGGAGACCUAUUACACGGCCACCUGUUGCACCACGCAGGUCGACAUCAUCGGCGUGGACGGCGUGGGCAACGUGGGGAAGUGCCACAUCGACAUGGGAGUAGUUGGUGGUCUUAUCUACGACUUCGAGGUGGACCAAGUCGGUGAGACGUGGCUGGUCCUCCACUGGAACAUCACGCCCUCUGACUAUGCCAUUGAUUACUACGACCUCAGCAUCAAUGGGGUUCCCUCUCAGCACAUCACUUGCCACGAUUUGUAUUGCCGGGCGCUCGUGACGUACGUGGACCCGUGUUCGUUCCAGGCGUUCAACUUGACCCCUGUGUUCGAUUACCACGGGACGGACAUGGCUGGCUUCCCGGCCUACACCGACGCCGUUACUCUCGAUAAAGAACCCGGAAUACCUUUACAAGGGACAGAAAUUGACGCCAACGGAAACCAGCAUCAACCAUCUCGUGGCAUCCGCUGA
Messenger RNA from Penaeus vannamei (Pacific white shrimp), 3217 nucleotides. Lineage: Eukaryota; Metazoa; Arthropoda; Malacostraca; Decapoda; Penaeidae. The record is from RefSeq and is a predicted model, not a curated record.